UACCUACAAGGCAGAGUGAGGGGGUUGUUCGACGUGUUGGCUAGGGAGGGCUCACCUUCACCCGUCACGAUUAGUAUAGAUACGUGAAUUUUCCAUUGUUAUUGUCGCUUGUUUGUGGUAUUGUGGAUAUUUUCGGAACGGUUUACGGGUUUUGUAGCGAGUUUUUUGGACCUCAUCCGGUUAGGAUUUUUGGAAUUAAGGCUGUUAGGCUGUUCAAUUGAGUCGGCCCUGCAGGUUGAUUAUUGUGGGAAUCGGAGAUCGCCUCUCGGGAGUGUUUUUUAAGGUUCGAUCGCAACAUGUCGCAGCCACGGCCGACGCUUCGGCGUCUUACGAGCCUCAAGGAGCGAGUGGAGAGCUCUUUGCAAGAGCAUCGCAAUGAGCUGCUCCACCUUCUGCAAGGCUAUGUGGCACAAGGUCGUUCAAUUCUUCAACCGCAUCAUUUGCAAGAUCAACUGGCUGCUGUGCACGAUGCUGCCCAUAUUCAAGACACUGCUAUUGGAAAGCUUCUUCAGAAUUGCCAGGAAGCCAUGGUGUCGCCACCUUGGGUUGGAUUUGCCGUGCGUCCAAGGCCUGGAAUCUGGGAGUAUGUGCGCAUCAAUGUGGAGGAGCUCAUUGUGGAAGAGCUUAGCGUGUCCGAAUACUUGGGUUUCAAAGAACAGCUUAGCCUUGGCUCUGAUUCAAUUGAUCUAUAUGUGCUGGAGUUGGAUUUUGAGCCCUUCAAUGCGCACUUUCCGCGCAUGACAAGACCAUCAUCCAUUGGACAUGGUGUACAGUUUUUGAAUCGCCACUUAUCUUCUAAACUCUUUCAAAAUCCAGAGAGCAUGGAGCCUUUGUUUCAAUUCCUUCGCCUCCAUACUUAUCGAGGAGAGACGCUGAUGCUCAAUGAGCGGAUUGCAACUUUUUCUAGGUUUCGUCCUCAGUUAGUUAGAGCUGAAGAGGCCCUAUCAAAACUCCCAGAGGAUACUCCAUUUUCCAGCUUUGCACACAGGUUACAAGAGUUAGGUUUGGAAAAAGGUUGGGGAAAUACAGCAGGGCGUGUGCUGCAAACCUUGAAGUUGUUACUAGAUCUGCUCCAGGCUCCUGACCCAGACACACUAGAAAAGUUCUUAGCCAGAAUUCCUAUGAUUUUCACCGUUUGCAUUGUUUCUCCUCAUGGUUACUUUGGUCAAGCAGGUGUUCUUGGCUUGCCUGAUACUGGUGGUCAGGUUGUUUACAUAUUGGAUCAAGUGAGAGCUCUGGAAAAUCAAAUGUUGGAAAAUCUUCAGCUUCAAGGGUUGGAUUUCAAGCCGCAAAUUGUUAUUCUCACACGAUUGAUUCCUAAUGCUAAUGGGACUACCGUCAACCAGCGUAUCGAAAAGGUUUCAGGCACUCAGCAUUCGAGGAUUCUACGUGUUCCUUUCCAACACGAAGGCAACAUCCUGAAGAACUGGAUUUCUCGUUUUGAUGUUUACCCCUACUUGGAAAACUAUGCUCAGGACGCGGCCAGGGAAGUCCUUGGGGAGCUCCAAGGGCGGCCUGAUCUGAUUAUUGGUAAUUACAGCGAUGGUAACCUGGUCGCGACGCUUCUUUCUCACUACCUUGAUGUAACUCAGUGUAUUAUUGCACAUGCGUUGGAGAAGACAAAGUAUCCGGACUCGGACAUUUAUUGGAAGGACUUUGAAGAGAAGUAUCACUUUUCAUGCCAGUUCACUGCUGAUCUCAUUGCGAUGAAUAGUGCGGACUUCAUCAUCACUAGCACCUAUCAAGAGAUUGCCGGAAGUGCUGAUACCGUGGGACAGUAUGAAAGCCAUCAGGCAUUCACAAUGCCAGGGUUGUAUCGAGUCGUGAAUGGCAUAGACGUCUUUGAUCCCAAAUUCAACAUUGUGUCCCCAGGAGCAGAUAUGAACAUCUACUAUCCAUUCGCAGACAAAGAACGUCGCUUGACAAGUCUACAGGAAUCUAUUGAGGAGCUCCUUUAUAGCCCUGAACAGACGGAUGAGCAUAUUGGGUUGAUUGACAAGGAAAAGCCCAUUCUCUUUUCCAUGGCUCGACUCGACAGAGUAAAGAACCUCACAGGGUUAGUAGAGAUGUACGGAAAGAACCAGAAACUAAAAGAAUUUGUACAUUUGGUAAUUGUUGGAGGCGAAAUCAAUCCUUCAAAGUCGAAGGACCGGGAAGAAGUUAGAGAGAUUGAGAAGAUGCACAAUCUCAUCAAGCGGUACAAGCUUGAAAAUAACUUCAGAUGGAUCCGAUCACAGACAAAUAGAAUUCGAAAUGGAGAGUUGUACCGUUACAUUGCAGAUUCUCAAGGAGCUUUUGUACAGCCUGCACUUUAUGAAGGUUUCGGUCUGACAGUGGUCGAAGCUAUGACAAGUGGACUUCCCACCUUUGCAACGAGUCAUGGAGGCCCAGCUGAGAUUAUUGAGCAUGGGAUUUCUGGGUAUCAUAUCGAUCCUUAUUAUCCUGAUGAAGCUGCUGAACAGAUCGUUGCUUUCUUCGAGAAAUGUAAAAAUGAGCCUGGACUUUGGAAUAAAGUUUCUGAAGCUGGAUUACAACGCAUAUAUUCCAGCUACACUUGGAAGAUAUAUGCCGAGCGGCUUAUGACACUGUCUGCGGUGUACGGAUUCUGGAAGUAUGUUUCAAAAUUGCACAGGCAGGAAGCUCGGAGAUAUUUGGAGAUGUUUUACAUCUUGAAGUUCCGUGAAUUGGCAAGAACAGUACCGCUUUCAAAGGAUGAUGAGGAUGUUCUAGAAAAAGUUGAGAAGAAAGCUCAGUUGGGUCCUGGCGUAGGGGCAAUUGUUGGUGAAGCAGCAACAGCAGUCGAAGCACGGAAAGCUGUUACUGGUCAUACAUAAUCGCAGUGUAAUUAAACAGUUCGUCAUAAAAGCUAUCUGUAUGCUUUGCACAGAAGGAUGUAAUAUAUGUUUUGGGGUUUGGUUGAAGUGCAUGGUUUGAACGCCAACAUCACAGUUGAUGACUUAGAUCUUGUUUGAAACAUGUUAUAGAUUUUAAAUCAUUUAACUUGUGAAACAAUAUGAUACACCA
Messenger RNA from Physcomitrium patens, 3024 nucleotides. RefSeq names its product sucrose synthase 3. Gene Ontology annotation, molecular function: sucrose synthase activity. The record is from RefSeq and is a predicted model, not a curated record. Gene Ontology annotation, biological process: sucrose metabolic process. Lineage: Eukaryota; Viridiplantae; Streptophyta; Bryopsida; Funariales; Funariaceae.